AUGCUCAUCACGGGAAUCGCCCACGUAAAUCUUACCGUGCUACCUGGCACUCUUCCUUUGGCAAAGAGGUUUUAUGAUGAGGUAUUGGGAUUUACGUCGGUUCCGGUGCCGGUCUUGCAGAAGGAUCAUCUUGCUUGGUUCGACAUAACACCCCAAGGCCAACAAAUCCACAUCUCCGACUCCGCAUCUCCCUCCGAACCCAAAUCUUCUCGUCAUCCCUGUUUCAGGGUAGCGAGUCCAGAGGCUUUGAUAGAGUUACAGAGGAGAAUCUGGAGUUUUUUUGAGAGUGAGGAGGCGGGAGAUGCGAGACCUAGGGAGGCGGAUAGGCCGGGUGACGUGGAUAGUGGUUAG
Molecule: messenger RNA, 351 nt
Organism: Sclerotinia borealis F-4128
Lineage: Eukaryota; Fungi; Ascomycota; Leotiomycetes; Helotiales; Sclerotiniaceae
Source: the annotation of a GenBank genome assembly